UUAUUGUAACCCUCGCUACUGUCUGUCUGACAAGUCUUAUUCUCCUUAUCAAUUGAGAACUGAUAUUUUUGAUAACCGGGAGUGCAUUAGUGGGCGUGCAACUUCUUGGAUUAGUUACUUACGUACUCUGGAAACUAAACAACCAUUUUCGUUUUUAUAUAUUCUAUUUCGCAUAAAGUGACAUACAAAGGAAAAUGUUGCCGCCAACAUACGUUGAAGGCUUUCACGAUUUGGAGGCUGUACAAACAAUGGAGUACCGGCCUCUUGGUAAAACUGGUUUAUUGGUCAGUAAAUUGUCAUUCGGUGGUGGACCUUUCGGUUGUCAUUAUGGUACGUACGAUGAGGAAGAAGCUAUCGAGAUGAUACGUCAAGGAAUAAAGAAGGGCAUUAAUUAUAUUGAUACCGCACCGUGGUAUGGACUGGGUCGUUCCGAAACCUUGAUUGGGAAAGCUUUAAAAGGUAUUCCCAGGCAGGCAUAUUACAUUGCAACGAAAGUGGGAAGGUACGAAUUAAAUUACGAAAAUAUGUUUGAUUUCUCGAAAGAGAAAACUAGGAAAAGUUUCAAAAACAGCUUGGACCUCCUAGGUUUAGAUUACGUCGAUGUUAUACAGGUUCACGAUAUAGAAUUCGCUGCAAAUUUAGACGUAGUGAUCACCCAAACUCUACCGGAAUUAUCGCGUCAGGUCGCGGAUGGUAAGGCGAAAUUUAUUGGCAUCACCGCAUAUAAGGUGUCUUCUUUGAAAGAGUGCAUCGAAAUGAGUAACAUUAGAAUAUCUUGUGUAUUAUGCUACGGAAGAUUGACGCUACUGGACGAUACGUUGAUGGAAUAUAUUCCAUUUUUCAAGGCAAACGACGUUGGCGUAAUUAAUGCCUCAUUGCCCUGCAUGGGACUCUUAACUAAUAAUGGUCCCCCAGCUUGGCAUCCGUGUUCAGAGCAAACGAAAAAAAUAUGUUCGGAGGCAGGAAAAUAUUGCAAGGAUCAUGGCGUAGAAUUGGCGAAGCUAGCAAUAUCUUAUGGCCUGCAAUGUAAAGAUGUAUCCACGUGUCUCGUUGGAAUGCAAACUUUAGAACAAUUAAAAAUGAAUUGCGAAGUUCUGAUAAGUGGCCUUACAGAAAAAGAAAAAGUUUUAUUGGAGGAAAUUCAAGAAAAGUAUUUGUCUAAAAUAACAGAGAAGCAUUGGGAGAAUAAAGAAGUGCAGAUGUAUUGGGAAAAUAUUAAAAAUUGAGAAAAAUAUAUUUUGUAUAAGUGAUUUAUACAGAUACAACAUGUUUGUAUAACAUGGAAUUUUGCAAGAUGCUUUGUUAACGAUUAAGUUAAAAAAUAAAUUUUAUCUGUAACAAUA
Messenger RNA from Megalopta genalis, 1343 nucleotides. RefSeq lists its product as uncharacterized. The record is from RefSeq and is a predicted model, not a curated record. Gene Ontology annotation, cellular component: cytosol. Lineage: Eukaryota; Metazoa; Arthropoda; Insecta; Hymenoptera; Halictidae. Gene Ontology annotation, molecular function: L-galactose dehydrogenase activity.